This is a messenger RNA of Uloborus diversus, 5161 nucleotides long. Its product is annotated as dual serine/threonine and tyrosine protein kinase-like. The record is from RefSeq and is a predicted model, not a curated record. Gene Ontology annotation, biological process: protein phosphorylation. Lineage: Eukaryota; Metazoa; Arthropoda; Arachnida; Araneae; Uloboridae. Bases 1 to 2970 code for a protein of 989 amino acids. The transcript is spliced from 14 exons. Gene Ontology annotation, molecular function: ATP binding; protein kinase activity.
AUGCCUUCCGCCCGUUCGGUGAUGGCUUCCAGCUUGGCCAGCGAGCUGGCGCGCUUUCGCAGGGGGGGCAAGCAGCUCCGGAGGAUCCUCAAAGAGACCAAGCACGUGCACGAGAGCAUCAAGAAGAAAGGAUGCUACGGUAAAGAGCAACUUGCAAAGUUUGCCCUGAACCCUGAAGACGAAAUAGCCGUUUGGAACAUCAUUGAGCAACCUGUAGGAUUCGUGGUUCUCGGUAGCUGCUGCUGGGCAAGAGCAACAGUUGUCAAUGCCCUCAUGGGAAGAGGACUAUUACCCAUUGUUCCAAUGGGAGAAGCAGAUACUCAUUGGAGAAUGGUUCGAUUUAUUUAUGGUAAAAAAGCUGGUGCAAAAUUGGUUCUUCCCAAUGGAUAUGAAGUACUUGAUCAUCUUGAAUUUAAUGAAAAACAAUCUUCUACAAUUCCUUUAGAAGAUUUGGAAUUGAAAGUAAGUCCCAACACAGCUAACGUGAACGAGGACCCUGCCCUGACAGGUGGUGGUCUAGAAGUGACCCUGUUACACCCAUUGCUCUAUGAUAAUGCACAAGUAAUCAUGGCUCCUGAAAGGAACCAAACUGCUUUCAUCCAGGAGCUGAAAAAGUGCCUCGAUGGAAUUACACCGAUUCUCAUUUAUACCAUUGGAAAUCAACUUACUCAACAGGACAUUCAAGAUCUGACAGAACUACAACAGCUACCAUACAAACUGCCCAUCUUCUUCACUUGCAUUCGACACCCAGAGCAGUCUGACCUCACUGAAUCUGGCCAGCAUGCGGGGUCAAACAUACCUUCGGCUCCAUCCUCCACCACAUCAUCCACCACAUCCACUCCAGCAAACUCCUGUCCACCAUCUCCCACAUCUCCUAAAUCUCCAUCUUCACCACCAAGGAAUCUACCCUACACAUAUUCCCGCCACCCAUUGGAGCAGUUGUCCCUCCUGAGGCACUGCUCUGAGGUGCAGGCGGCAGAACAGUUUCCUGUGAAUGAACUGUACCAAAAAUUGUCAGAACUAGCAUUCAUGCCUCCUCCUGGAUCAAGGCCAGAGUACAAAGGAUCCUUAGAAGUUGUUAAUGAACUAGUCGAUGAUUUUGCAGGAUUUUCAAGUGUUCUCCAGUUCGUCAGUCAUGUUCUUCAAUCCCGCCUCCUCCUCGCAGCCACCCUUCUGCAAGACACGCAUGCGCGCAGCCUGCAGAACUUCAUCCUUGCAGCCUUCGACUUGUCGCGAGACCUCAUGAUCACUCCAAAAAGGAUCCAAUACGCUAGACUGCGAGAGGAAGCCCUCUACAAAUCUCUACUGGACCUCGCCCACAACAAGCAAGACGAAAUCAAAAACAUGAUCAUCGGCACCAUUUUCGACAUCAGGGACGAUGUCUUGAAGAAGGCAUCAGAGUUCAGGUUUCAAAGCAUCGUCCUGGAUGAGUACAUGCAGGAACCUCUAACAGGAAGGACUGUUCAUUUGUGUACCUCUGAAAUCAGAGACAUGGUAGUUGAUGAAGUCAACAGCGCAGUCUCGGCGAAACUGGCGACUUCCAUCGAGUGGCUUCAGGAGAAGUUCACUGGAACUUUAGAACGUUGUCUUACAAGCCUGGAACAGAUGUGCUGUGAAGGUGAUGAGAGUAACAAACAAGCAUCUGCUGCUUUGAGGCACAUACUGUCAGCUGCUUAUCAAGUUGAAGUAUCUUUCAGAAACAGUGCAUCAAUAUUUUGGUUCUUCAUGCAAAAGAUGCAACAGUUGGCCGAGGUUCUUCCUUGGAAAUUGCCAACCAGAGUGGACUCGCAGUGGAAACGAGAAGUUGCACUCCGCAUGCUAGCCAGUUUGAAUGAAGUUCAUCUUGCUCGAUCCAUCUGCCAUCAGCUACAACAAAAAGUCAGAUCAUCUCACGAACGAUUCGUCGCCUCUCUAACGCAGCUUGAAGAAAGACACUUGGACAGGCUUGAAAAAAGGGAGAGCGAAAGGAAAAACGUUCGAUGUCUGUAUGCUCCACAAAUAGCAAAGCUGUCAUUGGAAAGUUCCUCACUGAAAGACAUGAUUCAGUACGGCAUGCCACCUUUAGGACAAGAGUUGGGGCGUGGCCACUUCGGCAUUGUUUAUUCAUGCAAAUCUUGGGCAGGACAAUCUAGCCUAGCUGUCAAAAGUGUUGCUCUACCUACAGACAAACAUUGGUAUAGCCUUGCUAUGGAAUUUUUUUAUCAUAAGAACACACCAGAACAUCCCAGAAUAGUCAGGCUGUGCGGAACUGUCAUAGAUUACAAGCACGACCGACGACCCACUGUGUUGCUCAUCAUGGAGAGACUGAGCCGCGAUCUUUACUCAGCCCUCUGGAAUGGGCUGCCAUGGAUGCAGAGGUUGCAGGUUGCCGUAGACGUAAUCCAAGGGAUCAGAUACUUACAUAGUCAAGGGUUGGUUCAUCGAGACAUAAAACUUCACAAUGUUUUGCUGGACAAAGAAAACAGGGCGAAAUUAUCGGACCUUGGUUUCUGCAAAGUAGAAGUGAUGAUGUCUGGUAGCGUAGUCGGAACUCCUAUUCACAUGGCUCCAGAGCUGCUAUCAGGACAUUAUGAUAACAGUGUGGACAUUUAUGCCUUUGGUGUCCUGUUUUGGUACUUGUGUUCCGGACAGCCUCGCUUGCCUUACGUCUACGAGCAAUGCUCACACAAAGAAGACUUGUUUGCCCUAAUUAAGCGAGGAAUGAGGCCAGAGAGACUGCCAUACUUUGAUGAGGACUGCUGGGACUUAAUGAGUGACUGUUGGCACGGAGACCCGGCAAAAAGGCCACUUCCGGGUGAAGUCGAACGUAGAUUAGAAGACAUCAAAACAAAAUUUACCGUCCACAAACGACUUGUCAGAUCAGAACUGAGCUGCAACGAACUUACCAUGUCCCAUGGAUCAGACUGUUGGUCUACAUAUAAUGACACAUCUAGAUCAUAUACAGUGGUUAGUGAAUCGUACGCAGGCUGACGAGAAUUCCACAGUCCUAUCUUCAAUCCUAAACAAUCCUUGCCAAAACUUGAUGGUACUGGAGAUUAUCCCAAGUAUGUUCGUUCUGAUAGAAGGUUUCUACCAGUUUGACUAUUCUUGAGCGUCACAGAAUCGACAACAGUAGAAGAAGCAGAAGAAUGCCAAAUUUCCUUCUGAUCCGUCGAUAUUUUCCAAUGUAUGUGCCAAGUGACAGAAACUAGAAUUGGAAUUAUUCAGUAUUAUUCCAUCGAUGGGCAUCUUAAAGACUGGUCAUUGAGGUUUUUAGAAUGGACUUUUUUUUUCUCAAUUCGCUGCUUCAGUAUUUUUAUCAUUAGGACAUUUUUGCAAUUGACUGAAUGUGUGAGGACUUGAAUUUAUUUUUUUACAUUGUAUGUGUGUGAAUGUAGAUAUAUAUUAUUAGAUCAUUUAUUUUUAUGAUUGUAUGUAUGCGCCAUUUCCUCUUUCCGUAUUUGAAUCAGUUUGAGCUAAAAUUGAAUUAUCUGUAAUAAUGUGAUAUUUAUAUUUACUAACGUAAUUAAAACAAAAGUUUCAAAACUCCAUAAAAGUCAGACAAAUACGAAAUAUGCAUCUUAUAAUAUCGAUUUAAAAUUGGUUGAGCAAUCUUAAAUGAAUUGCUUUUUCCUUAGCUAUUUAAACGCUAUUUUUACUCAUGCUGUUUUACAGCACUUACUAUGUGAUAAAAUUUUUGCAACUUUUUGAAAAUAUCUUCAUUUAAAGAAAAUGUUUAAGUUGUAGACAUCAGAAUGUACUUUGUAAAUUUUAUAUUUUUUAAGUGUUAUUCAUUAACAUCGUAAUGGUACCCAAUGAAAAUGAAAUCAUUGCCAAUUUUUAUGUGAACAAAUCAUUUGUUUUGUACGAUAUAAAUUUGAGAUGUUUUUAAAUUGAAAUACAUGUGAAUUUAUUUAGCAAUACCGACUAUUUGGAUCAUUGCGUAAUUUUUCAGCUUUGUUCAGUUCAUUAAGUAUUUUUUUGCACUGCAAAAUACAGAAAGCUCUUAAAGCGAUUUUGGACUCAAACGAAAUUCAUUACAGCAAUUAACAGCUGCUGCAACGUAUUUAUACGUCUUAUGGUGAAUAAUCGAUACAGUACUUCUCAAUUAAUUCACACUAAUUCCAUGCAAUAUCAUGACUUUUAAUUAAGAAAUCACAUUUCUAUAACCAUGGUACCACGUUCAAUACAGAUACUAGACGAUGUUGUGAUUAAUAUUGGACACCUGAUCUUGCGGCACUCUAUUUAACAAACACAUAACGACUGUUAUAGCAUAUUCAGUGAUUUACCCACCCCACACAUUUUAAAUUUUAAAAAUCCUAUUUAAGAAUUCCAGAUUUUCUCCACAUAUUUUAGGUAACGCUGCAUAAUUCUGCGUUUUUAUUGCGAUUUAACACUGUCCCAUAUUUUAACGACUGUAAAAAAAGAAAAAAAAACCUAUGACGCGACAGCAGCCUUCGUAGCACAUAUCAAGCAAUGUUAGUGAAAUAAACUUAACAGUCAUAAUAUAACAACAUAUUUGAAAAUUAACAUCUGGCGGGGAGCGUUCAGUUAUCUCUUAUGACUAUCAAUGCUAGACAUUUUAUGUUGAAAAAUCUGCACGUUUUAGUUACCAUUGGGGGGGGGAGGAAUAGCGUUUGAUACAGCGAUUGAUGGUACAAGAAUUUUUCAUAUGGUAACUGCUUAAUGAGGCAAUUUUCAGUCGAACGGGCAAACCUUGUUUUUCCAGUUAUUACACUUCGUUUCAUAAACGUCUUUAAAUGGUUGUCAACAUUUUGGCAGCCAUUUUUAAAAGUUUUAUGAAACGUUUAAACGAAGCGUCUGCUACUCGGGUAGCCCAGCAAUAUAAGCACACUGUAUCGCUGCUUGAAAUGUUGAUCAUUAAAGAGAGCCAACAGUAGAUGCGGUCAAAACAUUACAUGGAUCAUUGCUAAAUGAAUCCACUUUUUAAGAGUUUCUAGGAUCCAUGAUUUACACAUUUUAAAUGAGAUUCAUUCUAGCUCUUUUUUCACGUAGAAAAUUCAUUCUUUCAUUGCAUAAAUGUUUAAAUUUGUGUUCAUUUUUAUGUAAAUUGUUGUCCUCUGUGUUUUAUUUUGUAAGCCUUAAUUUGCUCUUGUCAUGAAUAAAAUGCUGAUACUACGAUACACAUCUGCUGGGCAGUAUUGUGUUACAUUUUUCAAUA